Lachancea nothofagi CBS 11611 is the source of this 1434-nucleotide messenger RNA. Lineage: Eukaryota; Fungi; Ascomycota; Saccharomycetes; Saccharomycetales; Saccharomycetaceae. The record is from the annotation of a GenBank genome assembly.
AUGUCUCUACUAGCGUCAACCAGAAACUCGGUGGCUCGUGGCCUACUGCAGCAGUCUGGAACUUCCAGAUCGGCCAUUGUGGCCGGUCUUCGCAUGGCGAGAUUCUACAGCAACGGUGAGAAAACGUUGAAAGAGCGUUUUGCGGAAAUCUUCCCAGCCAAGGCAGAGGAAAUCAAGCAGCUUCGUAAGGAGCACGGAAAGACGGUCAUCGGCGAGGUGCUGCUGGACCAGGCUUACGGUGGUAUGCGUGGUAUCAAGGGCCUCGUGUGGGAAGGGUCCGUAUUGGACCCAGAAGAAGGGAUCCGUUUCAGAAACCGUACCAUCCCAGACAUCCAAAAAGAGCUUCCCAAGGGUGCUGGCGGCUCCGAGCCGCUCCCUGAAGCGUUGUUUUGGCUGCUGUUGACCGGCGAAACCCCAACCGAGUCGCAAGUCAAAGCACUCUCUGCUGAUUUGGCCUCCAGAUCCGAGCUCCCAGAGCACGUCAAUCAACUUCUGGACUCGUUGCCAAAGGACCUACAUCCAAUGGCCCAAUUUUCCAUCGCCGUCACAGCUUUGGAAAGUGAGUCCAAGUUCUCCAAGGCCUACGCUCAAGGUGUCUCCAAGAAAGAUUACUGGAACUACACUUUCGAGGACUCCAUGGACCUGAUCGGUAAAUUGCCCGUUAUCGCUUCCAAGAUUUACCGUAACGUGUUCAAGGACGGCAAAAUGCCUGCCGUCGACCCCAACGCCGAUUUCAGUAAGAACUUGGCCCAACUUUUGGGUUUCAAAAACGAAGAGUUUGUGGAGUUGAUGAGAUUGUACCUAACAAUCCACGCCGACCACGAAGGUGGUAACGUUUCAGCCCACACUACUCAUUUGGUUGGUUCUGCAUUGUCCUCUCCAUAUUUGUCUUUCUCUGCAGGCCUAGGUGGUUUGGCUGGUCCGCUACAUGGUCGUGCCAACCAAGAAGUUUUGGAAUGGUUAUUUAAAUUGAGAGAAGAGGUCAAAGGUGACUACUCCAGGAAGACCAUUGAGACCUACUUGUGGGAUACUUUGAAUGCUGGUAGAGUGGUUCCAGGGUACGGCCAUGCCGUAUUGCGUAAGACAGAUCCUCGUUACACUGCUCAACGUGAAUUUGCCCUAAGACAUUUCCCAGACUACGAUUUGUUCAAAUUGGUUUCCACCAUAUACGAAGUCGCUCCAGAAGUUUUGACCAAACAUGGUAAAACCAAGAAUCCAUGGCCAAACGUGGACUCCCACUCCGGUAUCUUGUUGCAGUAUUACGGAUUGACCGAAGGAUCUUUCUACACCGUGUUGUUUGGUGUCUCCAGAGCCCUAGGUGUCUUAGCUCAAUUGAUUAUCGACAGAGCCGUUGGUCAGCCAAUCGAAAGACCAAAGUCUUUCUCCACCGAGAAAUACAUCGAAUUGGUCAAGUCUAUUAAUGCUAAGAAAUGA